UUCUAAUGUCUUUCAAUCAAGAGGGGCGUGAAUUGGAUGAAGAAAAUCCAUGCGAUGGCCUGAGACGUUCAAAGCGCAACAAAUACCAUUUAGAUGUAGCAGCUGUUAUUAAAAGUGGUGGCUGCUCCUCUUCUGGGCGCAACUAUUCCCCGCCAGCGAAGAGAAAAUGGGCCUCGCGUCGACCUGGGAUUCUACAAGCACCAAUUUUGAGAGAAGAAUCAGCAACACAACAACAGAAAGUUUCGCCCCGACGAAAUGACAAACGGAAACAACUGGAGAAAUCAGUGGCACUUGAAAAGGAGAAAAUAAUAAACAAGGAAUUAGAACAUCAAAAGUACGUAAACGCGGAUAAACAAAAUAGCCAAACUGAACAAUUAUCAAAUACAGAUGAUGAGGGAUCUUUAUUAAAACAAAAACCCGAAAUAAAAGCACAACAGGAUGUUGUGAGAAAUGACUCUACUUUAACAGAUGCUAUAAUUGAAGGUGAAAGUGAAUCCACGGAGUUGGUUGUUCCCACAGAAUUUUUGCAAAGCCAUGUUUUUUCUGAUCAGUCUUCAUGCCAAUUAAUUGGAGAAUUUAAGCGAGUACGCAAAGUACCGGUUCGACACAAGGACUACUGCAGUGAUGUAGAAGAUGAUGAAGCCGAGGAGGAUGAUGAGGAGAGGCUUUUUAAGGAUAUCAAAACAUUUGGAGGAUCUUCUUGUCCGCGAUGUCCUGCAAUUUUUGAGUCCCGAGUUGGAUUAACUAAUCAUAUAAAAUUGCAUGGUUCGAAAAAAGUGCUUCCGUGUGAGGUCUGCGACUUUUCUUGUACAAACAAAAAAACGAUGCGCCAGCACAGGUUUUAAUUAUUUUUUUCCACAAAAUACCCAAUUUCAGACGGGUUCACGGAUUGAUUAGACGACGAGGAAAUCCAGCCUUGAUUCUGAAUGCUAAUUCGAUUGUGGGGUCUUCAGAAAACUCACGGCAAUUCCAUGUACUCGAUUCCAGUAUC
Messenger RNA from Meloidogyne enterolobii, 991 nucleotides. Lineage: Eukaryota; Metazoa; Nematoda; Chromadorea; Rhabditida; Meloidogynidae. The record is from the annotation of a GenBank genome assembly.